UUUCUCCGUCAGGAGAUCUGGUGGAGAAAGGAGGCGGGUUCAAAGGUAUCUCUGAUGCAGAAGGAGAGGACGGGAGGCUAGUAAAUAACCCCCGAGACUUUGGUGGGCUUUUCACUCUGGACUCUUGGGACUCUUGCUUCCUGGAGCUGGAAAGUGAACCUCGAAGAGCUUUAGAUCUCUCCCUGCGCUUGUGAGCUGCUUUCUUCCUGAUUUUAGCCGAGUUGAUCCAAGAAAUGCAGGCUUUGGCGUUCUGGCUGACCGUAGGCGCUCUCCAGCUGUUGACAGCUGUCCAUGGGGGACCCCAGCAACAACGCUUUGUCGCGCCGGACAUUACCUGGUCCCUGAGCAAGGUCGAAAACUUUGCAUGGGAGAACUGUGGUCCUCCAUCGGAACCUGCAAUAAUUAAGAGUCUGUCUGUAAGUCCAGAUCCAAUUGCUGUCCCUGGAGAUGUGACAGUCAGCGCAUCAGGGGCCAACACUAUAAGCCUCUGUGCUCCUCUGAAGGCAACUGUCAUACUGGAGAAGAAGCUUGGGGAUAUCUGGAUAAAAGUCCCUUGUGUGGAUCAGCUUGGGAGCUGCACCUAUGAUGAUACUUGCACCAUGCUGGACAGUCUCAUCCCUCCAGGCGAGCCAUGUCCACCGCCAUUGCAAACUUACAACAUUCCAUGUCAUUGCCCAUUCAAAGCGGGGACCUACACCCUUCCUUCCUCUGAAUUCUUCAUACCCAACAUGGAUUUGCCUUCUUUCCUCACCAAUGGAGACUACAAGAUGAGAGUUGUGCUGAGCAACGGGGACCAAGAGAUGUCCUGCACCAAGCUGUCCUUCUCCUUGCAGGCAGAAGACAUACAUGCAAAGCUUUGAUGGCUACACUGAGUCUUACUGUCACGUGCCAUGUUUCUUCCAGCUUUUUCUAUUCCAUUAUGACUAACAUGAAGAGUUACUUUGCCGCAUUUGAAGAGGAAGGGUGAUAGUUACUGCUCUUGUGACGGCUGUUAAUUACUUGGAGGACCAAUUGGAGAAUCCAAGGAAAGAAUGUUCCUUAUUAGAAAAUGAUGCCUGCCUAUCUAAAACUUAUUAAGGACCAGAUUAUACAAAUUAUUGGUUGGAAAUGGGGAUUUGCCUACAUUAAGCAUAUGUUUAGCUGGCAAAUACUCUGCCAGGUGCAUUGGGCCCAGCAUUGGAGCAUUCCACUGGAGGAUUCCUUAUUAGAUUUCCCUACGCCUCUUCAAGGCAUGAGUUAGUGGAAGUUAUAUAGGUGUACUGAUGACAGGAUAAUCUAAACCAGGUAUUAAAAAGACUGGAGAAGCUGCA
Messenger RNA from Crotalus tigris (Tiger rattlesnake), 1310 nucleotides. It is a transcript of the gene GM2A, whose product is annotated as GM2 ganglioside activator. NCBI's taxonomy places the organism in Eukaryota, Metazoa, Chordata, Lepidosauria, Squamata, Viperidae. The record is from RefSeq and is a predicted model, not a curated record. Gene Ontology annotation, cellular component: cytoplasmic side of plasma membrane. Gene Ontology annotation, biological process: ganglioside catabolic process; lipid transport. The coding region runs from base 234 to 860 and encodes 208 amino acids. The transcript is spliced from 4 exons. Gene Ontology annotation, molecular function: enzyme activator activity; lipid carrier activity.